GUUACUAACCGCCCUUGAAUACUCUUUAUUGCGAUAAAGUACAUGUAGUUAAAAGUUCGGACAACACAACGAUGGCUGGUGCAUGUAGAAAUGGGUUUAAAGCGUUAAAGACUAUCAUUGAAUACUCAACACAAGCUGUCGGUUUUGAAAGUGUUCUCAAUACGGUAAAACUGGUGGAAGGGGGAGGCGGACGCUGUGUGUGUGAAAUGCGAGUGACAGAUGUGCUCCAAAACCGAGGCGGCACGUUACAUGGGGGUGUCACGUGCACACUAGUCGACGCGGUCUCCACGUGGGCGUUACUUGGCUCUGAGGAUCCCGUGACUGGCGUUAGCGUUGACCUUAAUGUCUCGUUCAUGAAAGGAGCCAAAGUCGGAGAAGACAUUCUUAUAGACGCACAGACUCUGAAACGAGGUCGCCGCCUUGCCUUUCUCUCCGUGGAUAUAACGAACAAGGCGGAUGGGUCACUCCUGGCUCAAGGAAAACACACCAAGUAUAUUGGCGCUUAAAGAAGUUGUCAAUAAAACACACAAAGGUCAUCAUCGCCUAAGGUUUAAAAACUCCGAUGCGAGGAAAACAUAAAAAGUGUCAAAUGGCGCUUUGGUUUUUAAUGUGGUUGCAAAAAGGAAAUGGCACCAAAUACAUGAGUCAUCGUCUGAUGCCCGGAAAGGAAAACUCAAACUAAAAGUUUGGUUAGUGGUCACCAAGCCGGACAAGUGGGUUUUCUCCGGGUAGUCCGGUUUCCCCCACAACACAAGACCACACUCUCGCGCAACAUCGUGCCAUCGAGAGUGACUUAGUAUAAGCUAGCAUAGCUUUCUUCACAAUCGUUGUAAAAUAUAUAAUGUUUAAAGUAAAGGAAAACUCACCAAGCUUACUGUUGCGUAUGCUAAAUGAGCUGGUUUUAUGACAUUUGUUGUGAACCCUAUCCUAACGAUUUGUGAGCCAUUUUAAAAAUAUACUUGUGAACACUUUAAACACAAGACCUCAUAACAAAUGCUUUCACAUAUAUAACUUCAUUGAGGUCAUUAUGCACUUCAUUGGAUGUUGCGUCAAUAUUUGAAUGAAAAAUGAAAAUUGAAUAAGUAUCAUAUCUGGCCGACAAAUGUGCGUAACACUGGAUAUAUGAUUCAUUGACUUUGUCGAAUGCUAUGUUAACCGUGAAUAUAUAAAUACAUGUACGUUAAAAUAU
Molecule: messenger RNA, 1189 nt
Organism: Mya arenaria
Lineage: Eukaryota; Metazoa; Mollusca; Bivalvia; Myida; Myidae
Product: acyl-coenzyme A thioesterase 13-like
Exons: 3
Coding region: 72-506 (144 amino acids)
Molecular function (GO): fatty acyl-CoA hydrolase activity
Source: RefSeq, a predicted model, not a curated record